Molecule: messenger RNA, 1857 nt
Organism: Gamsiella multidivaricata
Lineage: Eukaryota; Fungi; Mortierellomycota; Mortierellomycetes; Mortierellales; Mortierellaceae
Exons: 2
Coding region: 118-1632 (504 amino acids)
Source: RefSeq, a predicted model, not a curated record
CAAGCCAGGUGUGCAGAAUGGGGGUACAAUUCCGUCUUGGAUAACUUGAGCAGCCAUCAGAUUUUCUUGCGAAUUUAUGAAUAUGAUGGCGUCGGUGGCCGCAACGGGGACGGUGCGAUGAAGAAGGUGUUCUCUCAAGUAUUUCUCGACCUCCAUAACCCUGAGGUGGCUGUUCUUCGAUGCAAGAAGCGAUUCGCUGUUUGCUUUGACUCUGGUGUAUGUCUUUGGCAAGUUCCAUCAUCGCGAGAUGGGUCAUUCACCCUGCUGAGCUUCGAGCCAAGCGAUGAUCUACUAUCGUGGUUGAUGAAGACCGAGGCGGCGGUGGAGGAGGCGAUCAAGACCAUGGAGGGUGCGCCCAUAGUGGAUCACAGUAUGCUGAUGCUGCAGCUGGAGGCCUGGAAAGACGAGCUGAAGACCCGGAAAGACGAACUGGAAGCCCAGAAAGACGAGCUGAAGGCCCUGAAAGUCAAUCUGCGCUGCCACAAGACAAAGGACGAUGAUAUUGAGUAUCCGGUGCUGUGUAAUCAUGGAAAGAUCUUGAGGUGGCCUCGGAAUAAACGGAGACCGGUCAUUACGUUGGACAUCUCUCAAUCGUACUACUUUGGCGACCAAGAAACGUUGAAAUGCAUCAAGUUCAUUCCAAGUCUGCUCAAAAGUUUCAUAGAUGGCGAGGAUACAGCUACUUUCAACUAUCUGAUGCGGCACAUCAAUCGAUAUCCGGACCACAGCGACUCGAUCAACAAUUCCGUCAUUGGCGUCAUUUCUCUGCACUGUAAAGCUAACGCUUUUGAGUUUUUCCUUCAGAAUAUCCUGAAGGGCACCAAAAGAUCUUGGGUUCCCCAUGCAAGCCUGUUUUCGAGGGAUCCCGAGAAGAAUAUUUUCGGAAUUUUAUUAAAAAAUUCAGAGCGAACCAUGAUCCGGACACUUGCAGAGUACAUGUUGGCAUCAUCAAGAAGAGCUGGUAACUCGGGGUACCUUGAUAUUUUGUUGACAAGCCUACCUCACAUUGCAAAGAAAGACCCUUCCAUGGCUUUAUGGAUCACACGUCAAGCAGUAUUCUUGCCGUCGGACUACCGCCGAACCGAUUUAAAGCAGGAUGCCGUUCUCAACAACCCUCCAUGGUCACAAUCGCCCCUUUGGAAGAGAGUUUCCGCAAGCCUUGGAGGAUUUCAGGAAUUCAGGAACGAGUUGCACGAGUAUGCCAAUCCAAUCUUCCAAGUACAAUCUCAAUUGCCCCUGACCUUUGGACCUUCGAGUUUGUCACCGGAACCCAGGUGCUUCCCAAAGGAGCCAGAGUAUAACACCCUGAACGAACAAAUCCAGCUCGAUUUUUACAUGAUCCCAAUCUCGCUGGCAUUCAGCGUGCAAGCGAUUGACAAGGCGGCACUACUGCCAAAUACAGCCGAGAUCUCUUUUCUCUCAUGGAUUGGGCGAUGGUCAAAAAUGCACUUGGUCGACUUCAGCCAUGCUCCAACAGUGAUUUGCCAUUCUCUUCCGCUCGAAGUGUACGACAGCCCAGCUUUGCAGGCGAUCAUGGAAUACAAAUGCCGUUUUGGCCGCGUGUUCUGGAUUCUCCGCUUCACCUUUCAAAUCGUCUACUAUAUUCUGGUCCUCACAGUGUCGUUCUCUUAAAUCAAUCUGCCCACUGACGACUAUUCCGAUGAUGGUCAAUUCGUUUACAACAAAGCGGGCAAUGCUCUGAGAGGCGAGUUCAUUGCCAUCUUGGCUAUGGGAUCGCUCUUCUUUUAUUUAGAACUGAAGCAAGCCUGUGGAAACUGGAGACGAUACCUUACGUUUUAUAACAUUCUCGACAUGUUUGUGUACCUGCUCCCGAUGAUCGUGAGUACUAUUCAGCUA